GCAGAAAGGAUGGAGUAUCAUAUUGACACGUGUGUAGCUGUAAAGUGAACAUUUAUAAGUCCACAAGUAACUCCAUGACUCUGAGUUGUGAGUAUACGUUGUGUAGCCCUACAAAUACACAACCUGACAGAUUAGAAACAGCACUUAGUUUGUUUAGAGGCUCCGCGGACACCUAUAGGGAAUCUAGCUCCAGCUAAGCUAGCAGACAGCUAAACUACAUUUUCCGCACUAUGUGCUGUUUUUCAGUGUUAUGACUUUCGUUAACGUCUGUCAGAUUUUCAUUUAAAAUAUCUGGGUUGCUGAAUCCAGUUUACUGUGUUUCUACACGCAUUUCUACGGGUUCACAGCACAGACAUGGCUGGUGCGUUUAGCAGCAGCUCGGAAACUGUAAUUCAGCGUGUGGUGGGAGUUGCAGUGAAGACGAGCACACCUGCGGAUGACCUGGAAAAGUUUUAUCAGAUUAAAAAAACCUGCGACUUCAUCAGUGAGCAUCAGUUUGAAAAGGUAGCUCUGCAGUUUCCCGAUGAGCUGUUGGUGGAUUCAGUUGCAGUGGCAGAAGAGAUCGAGAGAAACACUAAUGCCAAGUCAUACAUUUUGGGUGAUACAUCCUAUGGAAGUUGCUGUGUGGAUGAGGUCGCUGCAGAACACGUUGGCGCUGACUGCAUUGUGCACUAUGGCAGUGCUUGCCUUAGCCCAUCCAGAAGGCUGCCCUUGUUAUACAUCUUUGAGCAAAGAGCAGUAGAUGUGGAGAAGUGUGCCUCCUCCUUCAGAGAACUCUACCCUGACAGACACAGUCACAUAAUCAUCCUCUAUGAUGUCAACUAUGCUCAUGCCAUUAAUGGUCUUUUGGCUCUACUGUCACCAGAGUAUCCAAACCUUGUUGCAUCUGAAAUUGUUGUUGAAGGGGAGCAGUGUUACAGUCAUGGGCAGAUUAAAAGACAAGAUGAUGACGCCCGUCUCUCUGACCAAGACGAUGGCCAGGUCAUCUAUCAGUUUGGACGUCAGUUCACCUUGAAAAGCAGUUUAAGCGUCACGGACUGCAGUAUGUUUUAUGUGGGCCAGGAGGGAGCGACCCUGCGAAACUUCAUGAUGACUUGGAAUCGGUGCUCGUUUUGCUCUUUUGACCCUGUGACAGCGAAGGGGCAGGUCGAGUCUAUAAGCAUCAGCCGCGCUCUGAUGAAGAGAUACUAUGCUAUAGAAAGGGCCAAGGAUGCCAAUGUGGUCGGCAUCCUGGUUGGGACUCUGGGGGUUGCCGAUUACCUCUCUAUCAUUGAGCAGCUGAAAGAGACCAUCAAGAGAGCUGGCAAGAAGAGCUACAUGUUUGCCAUGGGGAAGCUGAACGUACCCAAACUGGCAAACUUUCUUGAAAUUGACAUCUUUGUUUUAAUUGCAUGUCCAGAGAGCUCACUUUUGGACUCAAGGGGGUUUUUAAAACCUGUAGUGACGCCGUUUGAGAUGGAGGUGGCCUGCAACAGGAAGAGGGAAUGGUCAGAGGAAUAUGUCACAGACUUCCGACAUCUCCUGCCAGGUGGACAGAGUCACGUAUCUUUGGCUGAUCAGCAGGACGAGGAGGAUGAAAGUGACGUUUCAUUAAUCACUGGUGCUCUGCGAAGCCACAAUCUCCUGAGCAGUGAGCCUACAGAGCCGGCCUAUGGGUCCUCUGUGGUCUUGAGGAACCAGACGCUGACCGUAGCAAACACAAACUCAGCUGCAUCUUUUCUUGCAGGUCGAAGCUGGAUCGGUUUAGAGCAGAAGCUGGGAGAGACACCUGUGGUGAAAGCAGUAGAGGGCAGGAGAGGCAUAGCUAUAGCCUACGAGGAGGAAGGAACAUCGUCGUGAUCAUUUUUACCAAUAAUCCACAAUGUCUUUGGUAAAUUAAUAAAUAACCUAUCAAUGUACCAAAUGUAUAGCAUAUAAGCUGUAUUUACUGGAAGAAGAAAGUGAUUAUUAAAUGUUUUUUUUAUUAACAUCAGUACCAGGCGGUGGUAGUUUUAAUACUGCAUUACUUAAAUUAUAGGAAUCUGUGAUUCAGUGAUUACAGUAUUAUGACAUCAUAACCAGACCAAAGGUUGUUACUCUGAACCAGGAAAUGACUGAAAUGUAUUUUGAUCUCUGAGUGUUAGAAAAAAAUAGCCCAAGUGUCAGAUGACCACUCAUCUUAAAUUAUUCACGCAACUUGGAGGAAAUUGGCCUUGUAUGAAGUGGAAAUGUAUUAAGUAUAAAAAUGCACUUUUCAAAUCUUAUGACCUCUACGCUGACCCUGGGUUUGAGCUUUAUAGCAGAAGGAAAUUGUAACACUGCAAAGAAAAGAAAACAAUUUGCUGAACGUAUUAAAAUAUCCCACAGUU
This is a messenger RNA of Maylandia zebra (zebra mbuna), 2348 nucleotides long. RefSeq names its product diphthamide biosynthesis 2 (gene dph2). Gene Ontology annotation, molecular function: 2-(3-amino-3-carboxypropyl)histidine synthase activity. NCBI's taxonomy places the organism in Eukaryota, Metazoa, Chordata, Actinopteri, Cichliformes, Cichlidae. Gene Ontology annotation, biological process: protein histidyl modification to diphthamide. The record is from RefSeq and is a predicted model, not a curated record.